GGCGGAGAUGGGCUACCACGCGGUGCCGGAGCUGGAGCGUCUGGCCGACGCGGUGGUGCGUGCGCUCAGCGCCAAGCGGGCCGGCGGCGGAGCAACGGUUGGCGUGGGACGGUCCGCCGCGGACUUUGCGCCGUGGACGAAGGGUGCAGCAGGAGGAGGUUCUUCUACAGUGGAACAAGAUUCCUCUUCGACAGGAGCUGAUGGUACAACUUCUGGUGCAAGCAGUUCACCUUCCAGUUCUGCGAGCGCUGAAUUUGACCCCGACGAGGACCUGGAUAAGAUCACCAACGUCAUCUUUGUGGACAGCCAGAAGCCGAGCGCAGACGCAUUUCCCGGCGCCAGUGACAUGGUGGAAGUGGUGGAAACGGGCGCGUUCGAGGAAGCGCAGCAGGAAAACGCGAAAUCCUUCAUGGAGGGCGGGUUCGAAAAGCCUCUGUUCCACGAGGCGCAGAAGGCAGGUGAGGCGAACGCGGCCUUUUGGAACUCCCUCCCCGGUCUGCUGGACAAGCGCAGCGGCGGGCUGGCCGGGGCGCUCGAAAGCUUCGUCGAGUCGUUUGUCCCUGGCGGUGAAAGUAUAGUUGCAGCUCUACCGCCACCACAGAAAACGAAAACCAGGACGACGGAACAAGAACCGGAGAACAAGGCGGCCGGUGAGAGCAAGGACACGGCAGAAAAAGAUGAGGCCGGUGGGAGCGACACGGCAGCAAACCCGGCUGGUGGUAGCGACACGGGACAAGAACCGGAGAAGGGCGGGGAACCUCCGGAGAAGGGCGGUAGCGACACCGACACGGAGCCAUCCGAUAAGAAGAACGAGGAGUCAGAUGAACCCAGCAGUAGUAGUACACUCGAGGCACGGCCAUCGCCGGCCGCAUGGGCUGCAACAGGAGGAGCGCCAGACGAGUCCGGUAUUGCUGCAACCAUCCAGGAAAAUUGGACGUGCAAGUUUCAGGGCGGGAAGGGUUAUUCACAGAAAAUUAUGAGAUCUGAGGUUUUCGUAAGGAAAUAGUUGAUCGUCAAUUGUGGGAGUUGUCUAUGGUAGUUCGUAAGUCGGGGCUGUGAGCAUCCGGUCACCACACUCACGCUUUAUUUUGAAAAGCGAAUGACACAUUCGCACGGCGACCUUGUCGCCCGGCAUUGUGGCAGCUCCUUUUCGCGUUCGAAAUCUGCACACCAGCAGCUUUUCGUCGCCUUUCGUCGUCUCGGUUCCUUCGUCGUCGAUUAAGGUCCUGUUGGGCAUUGCACAUCCGCGAUGCACACACAGUUCCGAUAAUCUCUGAUAACAUGUCAGAAAGCCAUCGGUUCGUUAUGGACCAUGGUAGCCUUCGGCUGCAGCUGCCACUGUCAUUGGAGCGCACCUUGUGCGCGCCAUGCAUAAGUCUGCAACGCGCCUGUGUUCUUGGCUCCUGUCUGGAUCACUGUCGCGUAUUUCUCCAAGAUCUGUGUUACGUGUCAACUUCGUUGAUCUUGCGUGACUUUGGUUAGUUAUUGCAUCGCGCUGUUACCGAGACCACGCGAUGCCCCUGCUUUCAUCCGGUUCACUGCUUGUAGUUUCCCGUUUGAAAAAGGAUCUCCGCGAAUUACUUUCCCUCUGCCCUGCAGGCGAGAAGACAGAAAUUCGUGUUUGGACACAGAACAAGAUGGCUCUGUCGUUAUCCGCUGCCGAUCUACUGCAGAUGCAGCGUGUCCUCUCCUCGUGUGCCAACGACAUUUCGUUGCACACGCCCGUCUGGUGUGCGUUGGUGUGCGGAAGCCUGUCUUUGGAGACGGUCGCCAACCUCGUCGAAGCUCAUGCUCAGCGCGUACAAGCAGCAGGCCCGCGUGCGUUCACCAUCAUGGAUGAUGAGCACCAAGACCCGCAAAUUGCCAGAGCCAACUGCAUGGCCUACAGCCAGGAACUGCGAGAAUCUAAGUUGCGAACUACAAGCGCUCUGCUGGUAUUAGUUGCGUUUCAUUGUAUCUUAUGCAUGACAUACUGAUGCUUUUUCUCUUGCAUUGCUUUGUAAUGUGCAUUUUCAUCAAUUCUUUCAGGAAACGGUGAGUCGCCUGGCGAUGGGGGCAAAGCCGUCCCAGAGAUUCAAGACGUUACUCUGGGAGUUUCCGACUAUUUUCUUGCCACAGUUCGCCUCCGCCAAGGCCUGGAGCCCGGCCUUCGCCGACUGGUUCUUAGGACAAGCCCCCACCGAACCCGGUGCGGUGAAAUUGUUAUCUGAAAGAUCCGUGGCGUCGAACAUGACAAACGAUACUUUCAAUGAGCCGCUGCAGCGCAAUGAACAGCGCCUGCAGUUGCAAAACGAGAACUAGCCGAAAGCUAGGAUCAGAGCUCUUUAGAUUUCAGACGAACAUGUCUUGUGAUACGAGCUGACGCUAGUAGGUCUUUCUGAGCGCAAAAGUUUGCUCAUUUACGAAAAAGUCCAAUUCAAAAAAGCAUUUGUGAUAGCUCGCGUUUUUCGUUGUUUUAUGAUCGCGUUGCGUUCUACUUUUAUGACGUCCUGUGCACAUGCUUUUUUAUUUUUUCUUUCCUUUUUCGUCUUCCUGUCGUCGUCACACAGAACACGAUCCUCCUACCUCUUCAUUUGUAUUUAUGUGCAAUGUACAGCUUUACUUGAGUGCAACCAGCAUUCGCUCACGAUGUCUCCAAGAUGCGUUAUCUGCUUCUCCGGCACGAUCGCCGAUGCCGAUCGUGAGUUGUUUUGCUCGGAAGCAAGCUGUGCAGCAUUUUCCUGCAUUUGCUCCAACUGCUACAAGACGAUUGGAGGGGUCAUCCUAAUCGACGAGUUCGGCAGCUACGAUUUCCAGACAAAAGUUGGGAAAUGCAAAGCCUGCAAAAGAACGAAGACACUCUCGGACUCCUCGAAAGUCAAGGACAGGAUCGAUCAGCGAGCGGGCACAGCAGACGUCACUCAGCAAGUGACUGCAGCCCACCCGUGGUGCGCAACCUUCGCGGCCACACCGAUCGACCUGAAGGCCAAGUACUACGAAACUCUCAAGCGCCCCCCGGUCAGAAGAUCUCAGAAAAUCGACAAAGACCAAGGCAAGUUCAUGAUGAAGUUGUUCGCCGUGCACCUGGCAACCACCAACGCGGCAGCACAGGCAUAUCUUGUUUUUUCUGGUCAUGUGAUGAUGUGGAUGUUGCAUAUCGGUUUAUUUUGAUUCUACAUUUUGAUCUCACAGAGCUUCAUCGACAGUACCAACCAGCAAGAUAUUCCCAAGCGCAGUUGGAAGAACAUGAUCUUGCCCCCGGCGGGUUCCUUGUACGAGUUGAGGCAAUACCUCCAGACACUGAUAGACCUCUUCCCGAACGAAGAGUGGACUAUCCUGGCCCGGUAUUUCUUAUGGCCAGUGACAUACUACGAACGAAAAUCAGCCGCGUUGACCAAAAACUCGAUCGCGCCCAAGAAGCUACCGCUGAAUUACAAUUACCAAGUGUACGUAUAUCCUGUUUGUUUUGUCCGAUGCUUCCAGACUCUCACUCAUCGUUUGUUCAUCCUUUGUAUUCUGCCAUGCCUUUUGCAUAUUCACGCAUGAGUGAGCUGUUUUGCUAAGUAAUGAUAAAAACAAACUCUCCUCAGAUAUUUCUUCAUCAAAGAAUUCGCGGCCCAGCUCAAAAACAAGUAUACCACAUCUCCAACCGACGAGGGAUUUUACAAUUUAGAAUACGCGGCGGCCAUGACAGCGGCAGCGUGUGAUAAUUUGUGUAAACCAAAUAUCAUUCAACGCAUGAUGCAACUGGGUGGAAAUCUCAUGUCUAUGAUCGGCGGCAACAACAAAAAUCGAGUCCCGGACUUGGGACAGCACCCCGGUGGUGGUGCAAGCUCCGAGCAGCAGAAGAACAAAAUUGCGUGCGACGAAAUCAACGCCAUCAUGAAUAACGCACCCAAAACGACCGCGGGCGGCCUAGGUGCACUGGAGGCUGCGAAUGCGAAGAGUCCCGCGAUUCUGUCUACCUGGAUGUCCCACACGCAGAGCUGCGUCAGCUGCAUCAUGGCAGGCAAAGGACCGGGCAACCACCACAAGGGCGGCCAGCUGGGCUUGAAAGCGUGCGCUGCAGCGGGAAACAUCUGCUGCAUCAAGUGCCCAAAGCCGCAAUGUGGUGGUGAGGCGCACUGGAACAAAGACUGUCCCCUCAAAGGAGGAGGCAAGGGGAGCCAGCAGUUCCAGCAGCAUGGAAGCCAGCAGCAAGGUCUAGGUGGUAAUAUGCUGCGUCCCUUCCCAAAGGCCCCACAGUUUAACAAUCAGGGCGGGAAGGGGGCCGGUUUGAAGCGACAGAAAAACAAUGGUGGAAAAGCUUCAGCUCCAGCGUAUAACAACCCGUUCGGACAAUAAUCAGUCUGCAAAACGUUCCUUACGAAUUUUUUAAAUGAUGAAAUAGAAGUCUCAGCACCAGCCCGCAAAUCUGCACAGGAGGUUACGAGCAGGUCGCAGUGUUCUUCCUUUUUUCUUGUUUUGCGUCUUUUUUGUCCUUUUACGCAGCAGCUGCUUGUUGAGAUCUCCAGAGCGCAUCAGCGACAUGACGCUACACUCUGAGUGAUUUCUGACCAGAGCGAUAAGCCGCUUACGAUUCAGCUUCGUACUUUUACGUCCUGCCGCUUCUUUAGUGCGAAUAGGUUGUAAAUACAAUAAUGAGUAAGUUCAUUGCAAAUAAUGCGUGUCACGAAGCCCUGGGCGAGGACGUCCUGCGGCGCGAGCUACAAAAACUGGCAGAGCAAGCAGCAGUUGCAGCCUCCCUGAAGGAGCUAGCAGGAGCCGACAAGAAGUCAACCACAAAAAGCCACCCACAGUUGAGUGACGCAGCAAGACCAUCACAGCCAUCAAAGCGAAAAGCCCCAGAUUAUUACAAUACCAUCAUGGACGCCGUAGAAACUGAGCUGGUGCAAGUGGAAGACUGGCAUGAGCAGGCACUUGAUGAGUUCAGCGAAAUCAUCCCGGAUUCAGGUUUUGUAACGGCGGUGUCUUCACCAAGCAGCCAGCACAAAUUCGCUUCCUCUGCUUUUCGUUUGGCGGGCAUCCACGAGCACAUGGAGAAACGGAAAGAAGAAGUUAAAAAGCCGCUCGACGCAUUAUUGAAUUUCAAGCCUGUCAGCAGCAGCAGUUCGUCAAGUUCAGCAUCGUCUUUAUCAGUCAACUUCAGCAUGGCUUCGUCGUCGUCGUCCGGGAGCGAUGCCACGUCUGAUUCAGUUGCACUCAUUUCCAGACCGGGCAACGUCAUUCUCUCAACGCCGACUCCGUCGAUCGCGAGCGUGCUACAUUUUUACCAGCAAGCGAAAGGAAAAGCCGUUGUAAAGUGCAAGCCAUUCUGUGAAGACGGAGUGACUUUCGAUUUCGAGAUCAAAGCGUCGAGCAACGGCAUAUUCGACGCGUUCCCGCUAUCGAACCAGGCUGCCGAACUCCUGACCGCAGCCACCGCAGAGCACGCGAGUGCGUCCAUCACGGAUGGCACUUCGAAAGGAUACUCGGCAAUUUUGUCAAAAGUUGUGCCAGCAGUAGCAAAAGAACUUGGGUUCGUUUUAUGGCCCAUAACCUCCGAUGCCGGGGCCACCCUCAUGCUCGUAGCUUUUGCCCACGUCCACGAGAUUCAUAAAGCCUACAAAAACAAAGAGACGAACCGGAUACGGUGGGGCGCCUUCCUGCAGCUAAGCGCCGCAUUGAACGCCUUCAAUGCCUCCCGGGUAGAGCUCAGUGGGUACACGACGAAGAACAGAGGAGCCUUUUUCCAGAAGCUGUGGAAAGGGUAAUGCUCUUUCUUACUGCUCGAGAAUUUUUUUCUUACUACUGCCACAAUUAUUUGCGCCAUAUAAUCAUUUCCAUAUGGAUAUACCAUAAUGUUAACAUUCUCAGGCUCAAGAAAGAAGCACACCAUGGUGCCCCGCUCGACGCAAAAUGGUGUCCCUCCACGACCGAGAUGCUGGAUGCGUACCACGCAGAAUGGGAUCACUGGUCACAACACCAUGGACACCUCCUCAAGGCAGACAAGGAAUGGUCCAAGCGUGCAGUUCUCAACAUGUCACCAUCAGACAUCAGUUUAGUAAUGCGGUUGCAGAAGCUGACGAUGGUAAUUGUCGCUUUCUUCUGUGUAAGAAGAAGCGACGAAUUGCGCGAGCUGAGGGCGAAGGAUGUUACUGUAACAUGCACAAGCGGCAUCUCGCCCCAAUUUGCAACUUUUGUAGCGCACGCAAAAAGCGACCAGUUGUCUCAGGGCUCAGAAGCCUGGGCACCAUCAUACUUCACGACCCUCUUAGGAGCUUGCCAAAGGUUCGGCAGGGCAUUCUUCGACGCUGUUAUUGGCAGAAAGUGGUCGCCAAACGACGCUUAUUUUUUCGUAAUCGGUAGCGCUAACAUUAGAAAUAGGGGCGGGCAGAAGAGUAGCAAGGACGGCAUUCGCAAAGAUGUGAAAACAUUCUUCGAAACGGCCUUGCCGGAUGUAGCUCCAAAGAAGCCGAUCUCACUCCGCAAAGGUGGGGCAAAGCAUUUUAUUGCCCACGACGCCUCACGCAGAUUAGCAUAUCACCAGGGCGGCUGGAGAAAUUCCUACUGUUUAGAUAUCCACUAUGCACCCACUUCCAGCACAGAGCUCAGGAACAUGGUGAAUAUGCACGAGAGCAAAGCCAUAGAUGAUUACAACAGUGUCUUAGCCCUCAGGAAUCUCGACAGCGCACAUGCGUCCUUCAUACACGACGACGACGCGAUCAAGUUUACAGCUUGCAUUGAGAAAAUAGCCUGGGGAAAAAUCUCACUUUCGAGCUUUCAAGAACUCUGCCCGAGGCUUUUCGCUCACGCAGGCGAGGGCAAUUGUGACAUGGCGGUGUGCGGGAAAGUACUGGACUUCAUUCAGAACUGUGGCGAAAAUCUGUACAGCGUAGUUUAACACUCGCCACACAAAAGGAAUCACACCCUGAUGCCCACGCCCAGCAUGGACAUUCUUGUCUCGCUCUGUUCUUCUACCGCUUUUUCGUCCUUCCUUCUCGUCUUCACUGCUCGAGCGACUGCACGAGAGCAAAAAUCCUUGACGAAUGAUAGACUAAGUAUUAGCAAAAAUCAUAACAAGAUGGAACGACCGUUGAUGCACCUCUCGGGCUGGCGCUUUUGGGCCUAUGUCACGCGCAUUUUCGUACAGAAGUGCUGGAUUCUGGUGCAACGCCUGCACAAUGCGCCUGCACUGUUAGCACGAGCCGCUUACGACGACAGUCGUUUUGACUUUGAAUCGUUCAUGCGCACUUACCGGUCCGCGCAGCACUGGUGCUACAUCAUUAAGCUCUACUCAACGUCCGCGGGAAGAGUUUUGAUUCUGUACAUGCUGAUCGAACUCGGCCUCAUCAACGGUUAUUCCCUCCUGUGUGCGAGCGUGGCAUACUUGGUGGCGCAGAAAGCCGAACGCUGCCGGUUCUAUUGUUAUUGACAAUUUACCCGAAUUGAUGUAUUUAGCACCCCAUAUUCUGGCUACCCGACUUUCAAUUUGUCAUACAUGUCAGAGCCGCAGUAAGUGGUAUGGAGGACGCUCCCGUGCCAUUCUCUAGAGCGCCCACACACGUGAUCCAUAUGCUCUGGGGUAGCCCCCGGCUCCUGGAGGGAAAAAAGCCUAGAGCACGGCCCACCCUGCGCACGGGCAUUUUUUGCCGCCCUGUAAAAGCCCAGAUCAAAUGGGGCACGACGAUACGAUCAAAAAAAUUGGAGCACAGAAACAGCUAGUACAGCUGUCACCCCAUGCCUCUUUUAGUGCCUUGCCUUUUUUUCAUCCACAGGGACCUUUGCCACGAUCAGCUUUUUGAUAGUCAGACUUAGGAUGAAUCUCGAGCAUAUCGAUUACUUCGUCAAACAGCCGGUAGACCGGCAGGCGAAGUCAAUGUUGAUGAACAUCAAGGACUUAGGAAAAUCUGAACAAAAUUCGAAACAGCUGAUGGAAGUCAUCACUGGUUUCCGCUGGUGCAUGUCCAAAAACCUCAUUGCCUCCAAAUCCUCCGACCCCGACAAGUUACGUUCCACGUGCGUGACUUUGUUGGAUUGUUUGGAAGCAAUUGCUUCUCGGCAGGCUUGCCAAGGGAAACUCGCGGAAGCGCUGGCGUGCGCGAUGGACAGUGUCCGUAGCCAUUUAAGUGAAAUUUGGCACUAUCCGGCUCAAAGCGAGACGAUGCAAGGAAAGAAGUGGAGUUCUUUGUUGCAGACCCGCAAUUUCGCGCUCACAGCAGUAACAAUGUACCGCGAGCAUCGCGACGCCCCGCCGGCGGAAAUCGCCAAGAUCUUCAACUUAGAAAAGACGAAGCUCAAGAAAAUCCGGAUGUUCGAGCUUAACCUGCGGAAAGAAGGAAAAGAAUUAGCCCGGUUGAGUGACAAAAUGCUGCUGGAAUUGCUGCACCCGCGGGAUCUCCCGGAGCAUCUGAAAAACAAAACCAGAGACUCCUCCAGCGAGUCGUCGUACCCAUCAACCAAUGAUGACUAAUUCAGGUGCGUGGGAAGAUUGGUCGGAGCACAGAUCGCCGCGAGGAACUUUUUUAAUGCUCAUGGACGAGCCAUCGGACGGGCAGUAGUGCGAUGCCUGGAAUUAAACCCAGAGCCGUACUCAAUAUUUUUGUGUGUUGUUUUGUUUUUUCUUUAUCGCAAUUCUUGAUCAACAUGAUUUUGCAUCAGGAUAUCACAAAAAAAUCACAUCACACAUGCCGACUUCUCAUGCGACCCGCAUCAAAAAAUCUCACCACAGGGAAGGCAGCCUGCCACCGAGCCACCAUUCGUCCGACAACGAAGCUGAUGUGAGCAGUGAGAGCUCUGAUGAGGAGAUUGUGAGCCCCCAAGAACCUGUGUUGCGCCCACACAUCGACUGAACAAAAACGAUCGUGAGCAUCACUUUGAAUCUUUGUUGAAAAAAUAUUCUCUUGAGUAUCCUUUUUCGAUACACAAAGAGCGAUAAAGUUGAGUCACCCGAUGAAAAAAAUGCAGGCAAUCAGAAAAGACCGCAUUCUUAUCAAGUUCGUUUGUUCAUCGUCGUCGUCUCUAUUCCGCAAAACUCUUUCUUCUUGUCGCAUUUUACGCAUCACAGUCAUGUUCUUCAAUUCACAUUUAGGCUGAUGAGGAGAUGUAUCAAGUAGCACAAGAGUUGAUCAGGCGCUUGCCGAGAGAGGAAAGGCGCUACCAGGAAAACACUCACAGGAGCGAUAGAAACUUAAGAGCACAGCGUGCGCUUUGCUCUGAUAAGCAAUUAUGUACAAUUCAAACUAACUGGAUAAACAAAAAUGCGUGGCUAUUUUCUCCCGAGGAUGUCGCUCGCGGGCGCGUGCGUCAAGACCUCAGAGAUGCAUGCGCCGACGCGCAAUGUUGUCUAAGCAGGUCCAAUAUUCUCGCAAUUAUUGAGCACGAACGAAGAAAGAGAGACUCCUUUUUUGUUUAUAGACCAGACACAGGAUUAAUAAUGCGAAACCCCUUCUAGAUGCCUCGCAUCGUGUUCGAGGUAGCCAUGUUUUGCGGCUACGAGAUAGGGAGAUCCGCAGCCCUAGCCAGAGUACACGCGCAAGCCGAUCGUCGAGCCGCGAAGAAGCAAAAACGCGAUGAGAAAUCGUUUUGCGGUGUGCAAAUAGGCAGGCUGCCAGAAGUGCACAUUCCGGCACGAGGCACCACGAGAAAAGUGGUCGAAAAGGAUACAGAGCGGCAGUACAACGAGUGCUGGGAAAGCCCCAGGCUGAAUUUCAAGCCGCAGCCACCCGCCGCAGUCUGGGAUCAGCAUCUCCCGCAGCCAGCAAAGCCGCCAAAGCAUUAUCAGCAUGAAAUUGACGAGAUCGACCUCUCCCGCCUGGUGGCGCCAGCCAACGUCUACGGUGACCCGUACGCCUUCGCGCCAGUGUCACCGUAUUCGAUUGAUGACUAUCGCAAAGAAGGCGCACCGAUCACGAGAGAAGAAGUCAGGCCGCUGCUGGCGAAGCAAGAUGGCCCAGACGAUAGAUGGCGAAAAGCAGAGGAUGAUCAAGCCUUUGAAGGUCUGACCAUCAACCCAGCAGAAUGCGUCCGCUACGGCCUCGCACCAGAAGCACUCAGAAAAGCAUGUACCGGCAUAAAGUUCAAGCAGAUCGCAGAACACCUUGACCCCGUCGUGUGCGAAAACUACCCAGCAGCCAAGCAGCACCCGGAAGUGUACAACGGCGAGUUCAAGCGGUUCUUCGAGGACAAGAAAAUAAUUUUGUACGACGUCAAAACCCAGGAAAACGAGGCGGGAGAACAAGCCCAGUUCUGUGACUACCCUCCGGGCCUGACUUGUGUGCCAGGAAAUUUGCUUUUCCAACGCGACGACAAGAUCAGAGUCAUCAGCGAUUAUAGUUCCGAAUGGGCGCUCAUCAACCAGUCGAUUUUUUCCACGGAAGUUGACUACAAGACGUACUGGGACAUGUUCUUGCACUUGAAGCCGAAUUCACUAGGCAGCGGGGUUGAUUUCAAAGAUUCCUUUGGUCACUGGCUAGUACAUACCCGCGUCCGCAGGAUGCUUGGAAUAAAUUUAGAAGCCACACCACAGAAAGGUGGGCAUUUAUAUUGCCCAUUUAGCAUAGGACCGGCUCCUGGUGGUAUCGCAAAAAAAUCAGUGCCCUGUCCUUUGCAUGACCAGGUCCAGCAUCACACAGAGCACUGAUUUUUUUCUUUGCAUACAAGAAAGUGACUUCUUCGUGAAGGCCUUCCUAGCCGCGGUGGCGCGAAACGGCGCAACGUCGCCAUAUCUCGACUACGUGGAUGAUGUUCGCUUCAUCACCAACCCAGUGAACGGACGGCCGAACUACGACAAAGCAAAGUUUGACCUGGAAAGAGCGGUGUACAUUUUGACCAAGAUGGGCAUCAAAAUCCACCACAAAGAAUCGAAGCUAGUCCAGCCGUCCACAAGCUUCCCCUGGCUAGGCAACGUCUUCAACACCGACCCGAGAGUGUACAACAUCAUCCUGGACCCAGCACGCAGGGAAGAGCACCUUAAAGCCGUGAGGGAAUUCAAGCAAAAAGGCAGGAAUAACGAAGCGAAGGCACGUGACGUCGCAAGCAUCAAAGGUAAGCUUGGAUCGUGCGCACUCAUCCACCCCAGAGGUCCCCUGGACGAGCUUAGUCGUGUGCUGGUACAGUCGGGAGCGCCGAAGCAGUGGGCGAAGCUGAGCAAGCAGUUCAGCCCACAGGUGACAAUCAGCGAGUCGGUGUUCGACGACUUGGACCUCUGGGAAGAUUUGCUGCAAGAGGACCACGCGAGGCAGAUGUUCUACAACGGAGAACAAACGUUUAUUUGGUCACGCGAAGUGCUCGCCUUUGGAAAAGCCUUUUUUGCAUCCUUAAGUAGCGACAUGUUUAUAGGCGUUUACAUGGACGCAGCAAAAGGAGACACCAAGGAUUGCGACCAAAGACGCAACAGAGGCUGGGGCGGCACAGUGUCAGACCAGUACUUUGCGGGCGACUUCGAUGACAGCGCUCCAGGUAUAUAUUUGUCUGUAGUCAAAAACUACAAAGAAUAUGAAUUUUCACUUUUUCGCCCGAGUUGACGUGUUUAGCAACCCAUAUUCUGGCUACCCUGUUUUCCCUUUGCCCCUACGUGCAGAGCCGCGUCGGUGGUAUGGGGGACGCCCCUUUCGCCUAGUAUGGUCGCCACUCACUACCAGCAAGUUCGGGGUAGCUACCCGUCCGUCUGGCCUACUCUCCCCUGGACUAGGUCCACCACGCGCACGCCCAAUUUUUUCUCGAUAACGCAAUCAAAGUAUGCACUCUUCGCUACUACAGAGUCCGCCAGCAUCAAUGAAUUGGAGUCCUUGGCAGUGCUUCAUGUGUUGGAGGCCGCGCGAGAGAAGCUUGGGGAAGCCUUUUUUCACAAGAAGGCGGUGUUAAUCAAGACAGACAACCCCACCGCGAAACGCACGACGAACAAGGGUUCCACGUCAACAACGAUUCUGAAGAAAGUCACGCGCGACCUCACCGCUUUCGCUACCGCCUCAGGCACGGAGAUAAUAGCAGGAAAAAUCGCUGGUGAGGAGAACAUCAUCGCGGACGCUUUGUCACGUCACGAAGCCCACUUGUUCGCGUUCAAAGACCCCCUUCCCAGCAAAAUUCUGUGUAAGCGGUCAUGGAGCAUGGUGAUGCGGCAUUUCCCAGGCCUCGAGGUCGAUUGUUUUGCAGAUCAACACAGCCACCGGUUCGCAGAAUACUACUGCGCGAACAGUCAUCCAUUUGAUAACUUCGACCUGUUCUACGAGAAACGAUCGUGGUGGUUCCCACCAAUACAACUUGCAGUAGUAGCCGCCCGCUUCUUGUCGAAUUUCAUGAAAAUCCCGAUGGCACAGAGACCGCGCUUCGCACUGAUGCUGCCCAUGAUCAGCCCCAUGCUCUACAGUCUUGCGGCGAAUUUUACCGGAGUCUGCACCUACAAGAAGGGAGCAAAAGUGUUUUGCACAGCACAUAGCCCGCUGGUCUUUGGAGCAGAGGAAGACUGGGUUUUGCUGUCGUCUGUGUCGUUGCACUUUUGGGGAAUAGAUAGAGAAAAAACAGAGAUAGGCUCACAAAUUACAAAAAUUCUACAAAAGCCUUACUUCCGCCAAUUUCCUGAGUUAGCCAGAAGUAGACUUAGAAUCAAGGACAUUUGUGACGCCAAGGAGCAUUACAUAGUACAUAUAACAUGCUGUGUCCCUUGCAAACCUAAAGGAUUAGCAGCGCAGUUAUUUGCAAGAUUUCCUCUGGCCAACCGCUACUCCGAACCAUACUCCGCAAAACCACUAGGACAAUGGGAAUUGAUAAAUCGAGUAGUAAACAUUUACGCGAUGGUAUGGCCAGGGGCGCCUACAUCCCCAGGAACGAGAAUUCCUCGUCCUACAGACGUUGUACCAGAAGAGGCCUUUACUGAGGACGAUUCAGCAGAAGCCCGACUGUAUAGAUUCAAAAAUGCACUUUGCGACUUCAUUUUAUCACGUAGCAAAUUCGACACCGUCGCAAUCCCGCUUAAAAUCGGCCAAGGCUCCUGGGCCGGUGCCACAAAAGACUAUUGCGCAGUCGUUGCGAAAGCUGUAGACGUUGCCUUUCGACAAGGAACAGAUGUUGCAAUUUAUGAGAAGCCGUACACACUUUGAUUGCCUUCACACAUUUUAUUCUGGGAUACCUUGGAACUAGCGCACAAACUACAGGUUUGUAGCCAGUGCUCCAUAUGUUCUACAUGCCUAGAGUACACAGGUCCUACCAAAAGAUCUAUUCCUCGUGGGAAAAUACGAUCUAAGAUCUCGUGUGUGUGUGACGGGUUCUGAGCUUGUGCGGUCGCUCAGCAAAAUAACUUACGAACCUCUUCUCUACGACAACAAUUAUGAGAUCUGAGGUUUUCGUAAGGAAAUAGUUGAUCGUCAAUUGUGGGAGUUGUCUAUGGUAGUUCGUAAGUCGGGGCUGUGAGCAUCCGGUCACCACACUCACACUUUAUUUUGAAAACCCACCCACCCACACCAAACGUGUUGGCUCUGGGCUUGUGUUCGCCACACUCGGUCAGUUUUCGUAUAUCAAAAACCAUAGAUAGCUCCCUCUCCCGAUUUGUAUAAAUCGUCCAAGCCACUACCCGUUUCACACGUGGACACUACGCGCACAAACUACAGGUUUGUAGCCAGUGCUCCAUAUGUUCUACAUGCCUAGAAUACACAGGUCCUACCAAAAGAUCUAUUCCUCGUGGGAAAAUACGAUCUAAGAUCUCGCGUGUGUGUGACGGGUACUGAGCUUGUGCGGUCGCUCAGCAAAAUAACUUACGAACCUCUUCUCCACGACAACAAUUAACCAUCCCCAUCCAAUUUGUCACGCAAAACAUGCAGGAAAGUCUGUGCUUGUCAUGCAAAAAGUGGAUGGGGAUGGUUAAUUUUCAGGGAAUAAGGGCAAGCUCCGCGACUUGUCAACUUGGGAACAGACCCUCAGCGACUGUGCCACGCAUCUCGGAGAUGAGAAUGUGUCCAGGCGGAUCAGGUUGGCCUGCCAAGAGUUUAAAGUGCGUCUCACCGGAAUGAAUAUCCCGCAGUGCCCGGGCCUGUCCUACCGCGCAACCAGUCAUGUUAUGAGAAUUGAUUUUGAAACAACUUCAAACUCGUCGUCCCGCUCUGCGCUGCCCAAGGGUCGAGUUUUUAUUGAUGUAAAAGUAGUUGUUCAUCAGCAGCGCCGAAAGCUGGAACUGCUUGGAAGGCUUGUUUCUGUGUCGAUAGCGCUGCGUAUGAUCAACAUUCGCCAGCGCUGCAAACAUGGGCAGAGUCCUCAUAAACAACUUGCUUUCUCACUGUCGUCCAGUCGAGUUGUUAAUGAAAAGAAAUGAAUGCAGGAUGGAGCAGCUGGAAGCACAUGCAUUAAAAUUGUCUGGGAUAUGGGGACGAAGUUGGGCUUUCUCAUGUACUUCUCUUAUCGCUGAGGACGACGGCGGGAACCCCAAAAGGGAAGUUGAACAGAAAAAAGACAAUUUUUAUCAAAGACAUUUUGAGCGCGAUAUAUGCAUGUGCAAGAAAUGUUGAUUUAUCGUACACUUAGACUUACCCUUGCGUGCAACACUAACGCAGUGCAUAGCUGCAGAAGCGCGAAUAAAGGGAGGCGGUCACCAAAGUGGAUGAAAAGAACAGUGAGCGUUUUGGUCUUUUUGGAUGAAGUUGCAGUUGAUGCUAACGUAGUUGCAGUCACAUGACGCGCCGCAUAUCAUGCAGUGUCGCUAUGAUGCCGCUUUCUUCUACGUGUACGGUAAUGCUAAAUUUGAAUAGUAUACACCGCGUUUCCGUUUUACGCUCCUGGCCCAGUGUACAUUCCCAGCAUGGUUGGCCGGAAUCAUCGGGACAUUCUGGAAAUGGUGAAGUCGUAUCCUAUGUAAAAAAAUCAUCCUCAGCUGCAGCAAGUUGUCGGAUGAUCAAACCUGGGUGAGGACAGAACAAGAAAGCAUGGGGAUACAGUUGUAGGUGCUUACACGGCAUUCACAUCAACGGGCGCAAAGCGGAGGGUGAUUUUACAUACCAUACAGGGACCUCAAAGGUUAAAAAGGCGGAAGACACCACCUUCUACUCGUACCAACCAUAUACGUUCAGCUUUUCCCAUUACCGUAACGAAGGCACCGGCGGAACGACCAGGAUAAUGUCACUCGAUGACCCUCUGUCGAAAAAGUAUCGAAGGGAAGGAACAAUAAAGAUGCCUAAGAUCAUCAUGAGCCACGUUUAUUUUGCAGCGCACUGACUUCGGCCUCUAUCCAGGAGAUCCUUUGGUGCGUCCAGGUGCGCAGCCGUGUGUGUUUUUCAUGAUGUUUUUCGAGAUUGUUUUUUGGUCUCCGAUGGUACGCAUCAGAGCAUCACAAAUCUUCUUUCCCUUUGUAUACUACCAUAAUGAAGCAGCUGCAUGCUAACAUGGCUAACAUGGGUCUAGUCGAGUACGGUGGAAGUACCAAGUCCGAUCCGGAUGUCAUCGGUGCAAGGUGCAUACGGAGUGAAAAAAUCGAUGCAAUUACGCACUUUUUCGCAAGUUCCGAUCGUCCAAAGUGCGGUAUACGAUGGUAUAUUGCACGAAAAAGAACGGGUAGAAGUACAACAAUGACGAAUUGGCGUCGUGGGCAUCAUUCUAAUUUUGCGGAAACAUCGGAACAUGGCAGCGUGGCUGUUGUUCUUUGCGUCGAAAAACAGCAUUGGUUGCUUUCGGUUUCAGCCCUUUCAUAACGCAAGCAAGAUGAAGGAGCUCCUGAACGAGAAGCGCCGGAUGCGUUCGAGUGUCAGAAAUUCGCGGCGAUACUGGUACAGGAGUACAUUUCAUGUAUAUUUUCGCUCUGGUUGUACUACUACGUCUCAAUCAACAAGAGCAACAAGAAGAACAAUACGCUGAUGUUCAUUCUCGUCAUUGUGGUUGCGCGUACUCUGCUGAAUGCGUGUUCAGAUACACAUGCUGAAAGUGUUGUGCAAAUGUUAAAAGCAACAAGUUGAUCUGCAUAUUUCUAUCCCUCCGACCAACAGAACAUGUUCCAUGUGGAUGGGGAGCCAGCCUGGACGGGAUUGCGCGAAGAGGAGCCGCAGUUACGCGACUAUACCAUGGGAGAUGUAUCGGUUUGAAAUAUCUUGCCCACACAGCACGACGCAACUUGUAGCACCCUUUUAGUUCUUGUAGUUGUCUGCAAUACUGUUUAUGAGUGAAGAUGAAGUGCCUGUUCCGUCGCAGCUUGCAUGAUUUUGAGGCACAAACGUGUCUGAUAUUCGAUUUGUUUACGUAGGUUGUAAACUGUCAACAUGAGUUUCAUCUCGAGUGGCGAACCUAAAGUUGUUGAGGGCAAGGACUGCAUGCUGGAUAGCUCACCACGCAAGUCGAGAAGCUCGUGAAGUCGCAAACAGAUGCGCAGAAGGAGCUCGAAACGCAGCUGGAGCAACGCUACGCGGCCGUGGAAGGUCGACCGGAAUCCGACCGCGAAGCACCAAGACGGGGGAAAAAGUAAAGCACUACCGGGCCGCGGGGAUAGGCGAGAGUCCUUCAUGCAAGGAAAACGCUAGGAAAUAAAGUGCAUCGAAAUUAUCGAACAAACAUGGCGUGGUCGACAUACGCUAUCUAUGCUCUAAAGUUGAACGCUACAACGAGGACGGACCCGGGUUUAGGUGGAUGGUCGUGCAUGCCGUGCGUCGCACACAACGACCGCCACUCAGGCCGGCCACUUGGGAGCACCCACCUGCGGCUGCGCAGCUGCUCUAGUGCAAACAAUGCCGACACUGCAAGAAUAUGAAGAAUAUGAAGCGGCAUCAUGGAGUCUUCAAUGCACCGUAUUCAUUGGCUCAUGCCAUGCGUAACCUUAGUUUUCGUUCGGUAAAAAGUACUAGUGCGGGCGUUACAAUGAAAAGC
This is a messenger RNA of Amoebophrya sp. A120, 16791 nucleotides long. NCBI's taxonomy places the organism in Eukaryota, Dinophyceae, Syndiniales, Amoebophryaceae. The record is from the annotation of a GenBank genome assembly.